UAACCGCUGACCUACUAACACAGAUCCACGACCAGCCACCUUGAGAGGAAGAAGCCAGGUAUUUGGCAACUUGUAGGAGUUCAUGGACAGUUAUUUCCUUCCUAGCCCAGUGGGGGACUUCACGUCUCCUCUGUGCCAGAUACGCGGAGGAACACCAGACCCCCUACCAGGUGGCAGCAAAGAUUUACUCAAGUGGAUUAAUCCAAUGGGGCAGUUACUAUUGCUGCAUUCAAGCAUUAUGGUGCACAGUUAAAUACCUCUAAACACAUUGACGGUAAUAAUAUGCAAUCAAUCAAGCAAGAGGUGGACUCCACUGGGCCCUACAGCAGAGAGGGUGCCCUGGUCCUGGCUCUACAAGGGGCUAGCAGAGACAUGAUGGGCCACAACAUCUCGGAGAUUCCGCUCAAGGCUAAAACCACCUGUCGCAGGAAGAGAGAGUUCAUCUCGAAUGAAAAGAAAGACAACCUUUACUGGGAGAGGCGACGCAAAAACAACGAGGCGGCCAAACGCUCCAGGGAGAAGCGACGCAUAAACGACAUGGUUCUUGAGAACAAGCUGACGGCCCUGGGAGAGGAAAACGCCUCCCUCAAGGCUGAGCUGCUGUCACUGAAGCUGAAGUUUGGCCUGGUGAGCUCGGCCGCGUACGCCCAAGAAGUCCAGAAUGUAUCCAGCGCCGCCAACAUCGACCUCUACCAGGAGUUUGUUCCACCCAGUGCCGGCCAAAGUUCUUCCAGCAGGGUUUUGGAGCCUCAUCAUUUGCGCAGCAGCUGCAUAUCAGUCAUCAAGCAUUCGCCUCACAUGCCCGAGACUUGUACCGCAACUCGGGGUAGCUUUAGUAUCUGUGGGACUGCAGAUGUCAAGCAGGAACCAGCGGAGAACAGCAGCUAUGCACAAGAGAGAAGCGGUCCCUACGAACUCUAUAGGAACUACGCCCAGUCUGCUUCAUUCCUACAGCUCACCAGGUCGUCCAGUAACUCCCCCAGGAGCUCAGACGACAGUGCCGUAAGCAAAUCAUCAGAUGGCGAGGACGAGCAGCAGGUCCCCAAAGGGUUGACGCCGUCUGUAGGCGAUCCAAGAAGCGUCAUUGUCUCCACGCACAAAGUGCCAGAUGCCAGUUCUUCAGCUUUGCCCCACAAACUGCGGCUCAAGGCCAGAACCGUCCAAAUCAAAGAGGAGGCAAUCGACCUUGAAUACGAGUCCUCUGGGAAGUCCUCCUCCUCUGUCAGAGGUUUAGAAGGAGGGUGCUACCAGACUACCCAGGACUCUUACGCCCUGUCUUCCCUGUGCCCUCUGUCAUUACAGGUCACGAACAUGCAACACUGGGCCCAUCAGUGUGAGCAGUGGCAUAAAAGCAGCACAGAGACGCUGCAGAAUGGCUGCCGGAGCAGCAAGCUGACCAUGAGCCGCGUCUCAAAUGGAACCAUUACGGAUGUAAAAGAACAUCCGGUCACCGGCGACUUGUUUCUAAUGCGGGGCGCCGCCGACCGGUUCGCAUGUGUGGCCUCCCUGAAAAGACCAACCACAGCACAGCAAGGGUCUGUGAUAGUCAACCACAAACCCAGCUGACCGUCAUGAGUCAUUAUCAGAAGGAUGCUCCUCUGUAUUCCACCUUUUUUGUAUUGUUUUUUUUUUUGCAUUUCCACUGUAUUUGUUGUUUAUAUUGAGGUUAAACAGUGUUUUGAUUAGCACAAAUAAAAGGUGUUAAAAUAAUAACUGUUGGAGCACGAACAAAGGGUGAUCAAUAAUAAAGGGAGGUUCAAAAAAACUGUGUGUGGCUCAGAGGGAUCAAUCUUCAGGGUAGUCCACCCUCUUUGUAGCGAACAUUGCGUCUUUUGGAAAUCCCCUCAUAAUAAAUAUUUUUUUUUUUUUGUAAAAAAAAAGGACGUUCUUUAACGAAAAGCAUGAACGAUCAUUUAACAAUUGACGGUAGUUUUCGCAGCCACUUGACUGGACUUGAAGUUAUUGUGGUAAGCAGAAAUCAGAUUUUAACUAAUGUAGUUUGGUUAUUUCAUCCAUUUGUUUGUUGGUGUGGUGACAGGUUUGAUCCGUACCUCUGCUUAAAAAAUACUUUUAAUUCAUGGGUUUACAAUUUCAGAAUAAUUUGCAAGACAAAUCUCUGGAAAGAGAGUGAAUUGAUACUAUCGGGGAAAUGGAUUUUUACCCUUCCAAUUGUUUUCAAAUGACCUGCUAAUGUAACCUAGUUAUUUACAGCAGGUCAGCUGAACAUGUGGAAUUUGGAAAUAAGAAAUGAAUAAAUUAUUUCCUGGAGCUUUUCUUUAAGGACAGCCUAGUUGCCCCAUAAUGUAUAUCAAAUUACAGUUAUUUUUAUGAAAAUGUUUAAGAAUGUGGACCUGUAAAAUACAGUUUGUUCUCUUAUGUUCAUGCUGCAUACCUUCAUCACUUCAGUAAACAAUGCUGGACGCUUCAUCGUCUCUGUUGUAGUUUAACAUGCAGAAAGUUCCACAUUUUGGCUUUCACCUAAGUCUAGCAUCACUUUUUAAUACACUCUGUUCACUGUUUGCCAAAUAGCCUUUGCUUCUCUUUUGUUUUUUUAUAUUGGAUAUUUCAACCUGACUGGCUGGAGGAUUGUGAUUACCAUCUGAUGGAGUUGACAACAGUAACUGUUUUAUAAAGCAUAUAUUCUAACACAUUUAAUAAUCCAAUGUUUGCCAGUUAUGGAAGAUAUUCUGAAUCAUACCCAAACAGUUAUUUUUGAUGGUGUUAAUAACAUUUAUGGAAUCUAAAACUACCAGGGAUUAAUCAAAUGGCUCAUUUAUUCAUCUUAUGUAGCGAUUUGGGGGGGGAUUACAUCGUGCCUCCACCGUCUCUGUAGUUAAUUUAAAAUGGCUUACUUCAGACAACCCUGGGUGGUAUUCAAGUGCAUUCCCGUGCUUGUGUCAGAAGACUGGUGUGUGUGUGUGUGUGUGUUAUGUGUAUUUAGUUGUCAUGGUUUGAAAUAUCUCAGAUGAUGGUGAGAACUCCAGCGGCCUGAAGUCCAGCUCUCUGGAUCUGAGCACUGCUCUCAAGAUUUCUUGUAAUGGUGAGUUUGUUUACAAUAAAUGUCUU
This is a messenger RNA of Cyclopterus lumpus (lumpfish), 3066 nucleotides long. It is a transcript of the gene nfil3, whose product is annotated as nuclear factor, interleukin 3 regulated. Bases 283 to 1566 code for a protein of 427 amino acids. Gene Ontology annotation, biological process: circadian rhythm; regulation of DNA-templated transcription; DNA-templated transcription. NCBI's taxonomy places the organism in Eukaryota, Metazoa, Chordata, Actinopteri, Perciformes, Cyclopteridae. The transcript is spliced from 2 exons. The record is from RefSeq and is a predicted model, not a curated record. Gene Ontology annotation, molecular function: DNA binding; DNA-binding transcription factor activity. Gene Ontology annotation, cellular component: nucleus.